Molecule: messenger RNA, 1614 nt
Organism: Haliotis rubra (blacklip abalone)
Lineage: Eukaryota; Metazoa; Mollusca; Gastropoda; Lepetellida; Haliotidae
Product: solute carrier organic anion transporter family member 2A1-like
Exons: 10
Coding region: 1-1614 (537 amino acids)
Biological process (GO): transmembrane transport; sodium-independent organic anion transport
Cellular component (GO): membrane
Molecular function (GO): protein binding
Source: RefSeq, a predicted model, not a curated record
AUGACAUUGCAAGCGACCCAGACCAAGACGAUGGAUGAUGCCAAACCAGCUGAUGACAAGGAUGUAUUUCAUUCACAUUGUGGAGUUGGGUCAUGCCGUCCUCAAGCUCUACAAUGUUUCAAAAAUGUCUUAUCAUUUUCCGUUUUCUUCGGCCUUUCAGCCAUGAUCACACAGUCGUUGACUGUUUACAUUGUCUCACAAGUCACAGCCCUGGAAAAGCAGUUCGAUCUGAACAGUACAACAACUGGUAUUCUCCUUGGCUGCAAUGACAUAGGUUUCGUCUGUUCCAUUGUUUUCAUUAGUCAUUUUGGAAGCUACCGAUCUAUUCCUAGAAUCAUCUCUCUUUCUACCAUCCUGUUUGGCAUCUCAGGUAUUUUAGCAGGUCUGUGCUACUUCUUUGAUCCCUAUCAGUUACCCAAGCUUUCAAAGGAGAAUCUUAGGAAUUCAUCAUUGGACCAGAGUUUCGUGGCCCCUUUGUGUGACCCGGGCAACACGACGUCAGAUGGGUGUGGUGAGGAGGGUGCAGCCAGUGAUUCUGGUAGUCCACAAUGGAUAGUCUGGGUUUUGGGUAUCAGUAUGGCUCUUCAAGGUAUCGGAAAAUCACCCCGGGCGUCUCUGUCAGCCACUUACAUAGACAACAACAACCCCAUCAAGACCAAAACCGGACUGUACUUCGGUAUCUGUUCGACGAUGUCGCUGUUUGGACCUGCAAUAUCAGUGAUAAUAGGAGGCGUGUUUAGGACCAUCCCAGUUGAUCUGCAAGACACGGUGCUAACACCAGUACAUCCAGAAUGGAUAGGAGCAUGGUGGCUUGGAUUUCUCCUGUUCGGCUGUUUGGGUGUCAUCGUUGGAAUACCUUUAUUGUUCUUCCCGAAACAAAUUCUUCCAACUGAGGAAACACAAUCACCCAAAGAGGACGCUCCCAUUAAGGAGAACAUAAUAGAGUUGCCCCGGUCAGUGUUCCGUGUGUUGAGGAGUCCUGUCUACAGUCUGACGCUGACUGGCCUCCUCGUCAUGCUCUUUAUGUUGGCCGGAGGUCAGGCCUUCACAUCCAAGUACGUCGAGAAGCAGUUCAUGGCCCCCGCAUCCACAACAAAUAUCAUCCUAGGGAUAGAGAAUCUCAUCAGCCUUUCAGUUGGGACCUUCACUGGGGGACUUCUGACAAGUCGUCUAAAACUCACACGAGCUGGCUGUCUCAAGCUUAUCAUCAGCACCCUAACUGUAACAAUAUUGAUCGGCUGUGAUACGCCCAAAAUCCAUGGUUUCCAUGACAACGAGGGAAUCAUCACAUUUGACGACGGCAUCAGAUCGUGUUCGUGCGACAGCACCAGUUACUUUCCUGUUUGUGGGGACGACGGGAUGACGUACUUCUCCCCUUGUUUCGCUGGCUGUACAAACCAAACUCUAUCGAUGUAUGGAGGUUGUAGCAAGGUGACGAGCGGCCAGACAACGGCAGGGAUGAGCGUAGAGAGCAAGGACAAGGCAAUGGCGCUUGCGUUGUAUGGGUUUUUGGCAUCCCUGCUAGCAUUCCUUCCUGCUCCCAUCGUGUAUGGCUACAUCAUCGACAGCGCAUGCCUAAUUUGGCAAAGGUCAUGCGGAGUAAGAGCUCUGUGA